AUGGAUUUUUCUAUUCCUCCUACCUUACCUCUAGAUCUGCAAAGUCGGUUAAAUGAGUUAAUUCAAGACUAUAAGGAUGAAAAUCUAACAAGAAAGGGUUAUGAGACCAAAAGAAAACAAUUGCUAGACAAAUUUGAAAUCUCCCAAAUGAGGCCUUAUACCCCGCUUCGAUCUCCCAAUUCGAGAAAGUCGAAACAUUUGCACAGAAGAAAUACAAGUCUUGCAUCAUCCAUUACGUCGUUACCUAAUUCAAUUGACAGACGUCAUUCUAUCUAUCGUGUCACAACUAUAAACUCGACUUCUGCGAACAAUACUCCCAGAAGGCGGAGCAAGAGAUAUACAGCUUCUUUGCAAUCGUCAUUGCCAGGUUCCAGUGAUGAAAACGGUUCAGUGAAGGAUGCCGUUUAUAAUCCUAUGAUACCAUUACUACCAAGACACACUGGAGCCGAAAAUACUAGCAGUGGAGACUCAGCAAUGACGGAUUCUUUACCGCUAAUUUUACGGGGACGCUUUGAACAUUAUGAUGGUCAAACAGCGAUGAUCAGCAUAAAUUCUAAAGGCAAAGAAACGUUCAUCACAUGGGAUAAACUUUAUUUGAAAGCGGAGAGGGUAGCACAUGAAUUGAAUAAGAGUCACCUUUACAAAAUGGAUAAGAUUUUACUAUGGUACAAUAAAAAUGAUGUCAUCGAAUUUACUAUUGCAUUAUUAGGCUGUUUCAUAUCCGGCAUGGCAGCUGUACCAGUCUCAUUCGAAACGUAUUCUCUGCGUGAGAUCCUUGAGAUAAUUAAAGUAACAAAUUCGAAAUUUGUUCUGAUUUCUAACGCAUGUCAUAGACAAUUAGAUAACUUGUAUUCGUCAUCAAAUCAUUCAAAAGUUAAACUGGUUAAGAACGAUGUUUUCCAGCAAAUCAAAUUUGUCAAGACUGAUGACUUAGGGACGUACACAAAGGCAAAAAAAACUUCGCCUACCUUUGAUAUACCGAAUAUUUCAUAUAUAGAGUUUACUAGAACACCGCUAGGUCGUCUUUCUGGCGUCGUCAUGAAGCAUAACAUCUUAAUAAACCAAUUUGAAACGAUGACAAAAAUUCUAAACUCACGAUCAAUGCCUCACUGGAAACAAAAAUCACAAAGCAUCAGGAAGCCAUUUCACAAAAAAAUUAUGGCAACCAACUCAAGGUUUGUUAUCUUGAAUAGUCUGGACCCUACUAGAUCUACUGGUUUGAUAAUGGGUGUGCUUUUCAAUCUUUUUACUGGUAAUCUUAUGAUAUCUAUCGAUAGUAGUAUAUUACAACGACCUGGGGGCUAUGAAAAUAUCAUUGAUAAAUUUAGAGCCGACAUUUUACUGAAUGAUCAGCUACAAUUGAAGCAGGUAGUUAUUAAUUAUUUGGAAAAUCCCGAAUCAGCUUUUUCCAAGAAGCACAAAAUAGAUUUCAGUUGCAUCAAGUCAUGUUUAACCUCAUGUACCACUAUAGAUACCGAUGUAAGCGAGAUGGUUGUUCAUAAAUGGCUGAAAAAUUUAGGAUGUAUUGAUGCACCAUUUUGUUAUUCUCCCAUGUUAACGUUAUUGGACUUUGGUGGUAUCUUUAUAUCUAUAAGAGAUCAAUUAGGAAACCUAGAGAACUUUCCAAUACAUAAUUCAAAACUAAGGCUUCAAAAUGAAUUGUUUAUAAACCGCGAGAAAUUGAAGCUUAAUGAGGUUGAAUGUAGCAUAACUGCUAUGAUUAAUUCAUCAAGCUCCUUCAAAGAUUAUCUUAAAUUAGAAACAUUUGGCUUCCCAAUUCCUGAUAUCACUUUAUGUGUGGUUAAUCCAGAUACGAAUACGUUGGUGCAAGACCUCACUGUUGGAGAAAUAUGGAUCUCUUCUAACCACAUCACCGACGAAUUUUACCAGAUGGAUAAAGUGAACGAAUUUGUGUUCAAAGCAAAACUAAAUUACUCCGAAAUGUUUUCUUGGGCAAAGUAUGAAAUGCCUACUAACGAAAAAUCGCAAGCAGUUACUGAACAAUUGGAUACCAUUCUGAAUAUUUGUCCUGCAAAUACCUACUUUAUGAGAACCAAGCUUAUGGGGUUUGUUCAUAACGGAAAGAUAUACGUGCUUUCACUCAUAGAAGAUAUGUUUUUACAGAAUAGAUUAAUCAGAUUACCUAACUGGGCUCACACAUCAAACCUUCUUUAUGCCAAAAAAGGGAAUCAAUCUGCUCAACCUAAAGGUAACACUGGAGCAGAAAGCACUAAGGCUAUUGAUAUUUCGAGUUUAAGUGGCGAAACAUCUUCGGGAUACAAAAGAGUUGUUGAAUCCCACUAUCUACAACAGAUUACUGAAACAGUUGUGAGGACAGUAAAUACAGUUUUUGAGGUUGCUGCAUUUGAAUUACAACACCAUAAAGAAGAGCACUUUUUAGUUAUGGUGGUAGAAAGCUCCCUAGCAAAAACCGAAGAAGAGAGUAAAAAUGGCGAAACAACAGAUACUACCUUAAUGAAAUUUGCAGAAACACAGAGGAACAAAUUAGAAACGAAAAUGAAUGAUUUAACUGACCAAAUUUUUAGAAUUCUUUGGAUUUUUCAUAAAAUCCAACCAAUGUGCAUUUUAGUUGUGCCGAGAGAUACUUUACCUAGGAGAUAUUGUUCUCUGGAAUUGGCCAAUAGCACGGUAGAGAAGAAGUUUUUAAACAAUGAUCUCAGUGCACAGUUUGUAAAGUUUCAAUUCGAUAAUGUCAUAUUGGAUUUUUUGCCCCAUUCAGCGUACUAUAAUGAGAGUAUAUUAUCCGAGCAUUUAUCAAAAUUGAGAAAGAUGGCUUUACAAGAAGAAUACGCUAUGAUCGAACCAGCAUAUCGUAAUGGCGGUCCCGUUAAACCAAAACUUGCCCUACAAUGCAGUGGUGUUGAUUACAGAGAUGAGUCUGUUGACACUCGAAGCCAUACAAAACUCACAGACUUCAAAUCGAUUUUAGAGAUUCUGGAAUGGAGAAUUUCUAAUUAUGGGAACGAAACGGCGUUCAGUGAUGGUACAAACACAAACCUAGUCAACUCUUCAGCUAGUAACGAUAAUAACGUUCACAAAAAGGUAUCAUGGGCAAGUUUUGGUAAAAUUGUCGCAGGCUUUUUGAAAAAAAUCGUAGGUUCUAAAAUUCCAUUGAAGCAUGGUGACCCUAUUAUUAUUAUGUGUGAAAAUUCGGUUGAAUACGUAGCGAUGAUCAUGGCCUGCCUGUACUGUAACUUAUUGGUAAUUCCCCUACCAAGCGUUAAGGAGUCUGUCAUAGAAGAGGACCUAAAAGGCUUGGUUAAUAUUAUUCAAAGUUACAAAGUGAAAAGAGUAUUUGUUGAUGCUAAAUUGCACUCAUUGUUGAAUGAUAAUAAUGUCGUAAACAAAUGUUUUAAGAAAUACAAAAGUUUGAUACCCAAGAUUACAGUUUUCUCAAAAGUCAAGACAAAGAAUGCGUUAACAGUAUCUAUGUUUAAGAAUGUGUUAAAGCAGAAAUUUGGGGCCAAACCAGGUACUAGGAUUGGUAUGACACCGUGUGUUGUAUGGGUAAAUACAGAGUAUGAUGUAACAUCUAAUAUUCACGUAACAAUGACACAUUCGUCUUUACUGAAUGCAAGCAAAAUAGUCAAAGAAACUUUGCAGUUAAGAAAUAAUAGUCCACUUUUCUCUAUAUGUUCUCAUACAUCUGGAUUGGGCUUUAUGUUCAGCUGUUUGUUAGGAAUUUAUACGGGUGCUUCAACUUGCUUAUUCAGCCUUACUGAUGUUCUUACUGACCCUAAGGAGUUUUUAAUUGGCCUUCAAAAUUUAAACGUAAAAGAUUUAUAUUUGAAGCUUGAAACGUUAUAUGCUUUACUGGAUAGAGCCUCUAGUUUGAUUGAGGGAUUCAAAAAUAAGAAGGAGAAUAUAAACUCUGCCAAAAACAAUACAUCUGGCUCGCUUAGAGAAGAUGUUUUCAAGGGUGUUCGAAAUAUCAUGAUACCUUUUCCUAAUAGACCAAGGAUUUAUACAAUUGAAAAUAUUUUAAAACGGUACUCAACCAUAUCCCUAUCAUGUACACAAAUAAGUUAUGUCUAUCAACAUCACUUCAAUCCGCUUAUAUCAUUAAGGUCGUAUCUGGAUAUUCCUCCGGUUGACCUAUAUUUAGACCCAUUUUCACUGAGGGAAGGUAUAAUUAGAGAAGUCAACCCCAAUGAUGUAAGUGCUGGAAACUAUAUCAAGAUUCAAGAUUCUGGUGUUGUUCCUGUAUGUACUGACGUUUCAGUAGUUAAUCCAGAGACACUCCUACCAUGUGUUGAUGGAGAAUUCGGUGAGAUUUGGUGCUGUUCGGAAGCUAAUGCAUUCGACUACUUUGUGUGUAACAGUUCAAAAAACAAGUUGUACAAAGAUCCCUUUAUCACAGAACAAUUCAAAAGUAAGAUGAAGAGCGAAGUGAAUAACACUUUAAGCUAUUUGAGAACUGGUGAUCUGGGCUUUAUCAAAAACGUAAGUUGCACGAAUUCACAGGGAGAGGUCGUCAAUUUGAACUUGUUGUUUGUUUUGGGAAGUAUUCAUGAAUCCAUUGAAAUUCUAGGAUUGACACAUUUUGUUAGUGAUUUGGAGAGAACCGUUAAAGAUGUUCACAGUGACAUUGGUAGUUGUUUGAUUGCCAAAGCAGGUGGAUUAUUAGUGUGCUUAAUUAGGUGUAAGGAACGACAUAAUCCCAUCUUGGGUAAUCUAACGACUUUAAUUGUUUCAGAGUUGUUAAAUAAGCAUGGUGUCAUUUUAGAUUUAUGCACAUUUGUGAGAACUAAAGGUAUAAGCCCAAAAAAUUCUAGUAUGAUAAUGGAAGUUUGGGCGAAAAAUAGAGCAUCGAUAAUGCAAGCCUGGUUUGAUCAGAAAAUUCAAAUAGAAGCACAAUUUGGCAUAAACUAUGGUGAAAAUAUUUCCAUUUAUUUAUUAUCAGAUUAUGAAAAGGACAAUAUUUAA
Saccharomyces cerevisiae S288C is the source of this 4947-nucleotide messenger RNA. RefSeq names its product Cmr2p (gene CMR2). NCBI's taxonomy places the organism in Eukaryota, Fungi, Ascomycota, Saccharomycetes, Saccharomycetales, Saccharomycetaceae. The coding region runs from base 1 to 4947 and encodes 1648 amino acids. The transcript has a single exon. The record is from RefSeq and is marked reviewed. Gene Ontology annotation, cellular component: vacuolar membrane; mitochondrial membrane.